Messenger RNA from Marmota flaviventris (yellow-bellied marmot), 5066 nucleotides. Lineage: Eukaryota; Metazoa; Chordata; Mammalia; Rodentia; Sciuridae. The record is from RefSeq and is a predicted model, not a curated record.
CCUCAGUGAGAAAGUUCCACUGCAAGAGGCCCCUUAGGCAUUAUCAUUUCCCUCUUUCACCCUGUGGAGGUUGUCAGCAAAUCCCAAGAGCCUUCCGCGACUGAGCCUGGACCCGGGGGGUCCCUCCAACAUGGGAAAAAUGAAGAAUUCCUGCGUCAUCGUAAUGAGGCUGCUGCUGUCUGGACCCUUUUUCUUUGCUCCAGCCUCCAGCUACAACUUGGAUGUGCACAAUGUGCAGCACUUUUCCACCCCACACGCCGGGAGGCACUUUGGGUACCGCGUCCUGCAGGUUGGAAAUGGGGUUAUUGUGGGAGCUCCAGGUGAGGGGAACAUCACAGGAAGCCUCUAUCAGUGCCAACCGAGCAGUGGACACUGCGAGCCAGUCAGCCUGGGAGGUUCCAACUAUACCUCCAAGUACUUGGGAAUGACCUUGGUGACAGACCCCUCAGGUGGAAGCCUUUUGGCCUGUGACCCUGGGUUGUCUCGUACAUGUGACCAGAAUUCCUAUCUGAGUGGCCUAUGUUACCUCUUUCCCCCAAGUCUAGGGGAACCUGUGCUACAAGGGCAUCCUGGUUAUCAGGAAUGUAUAAAAGGUAAUGUGGACCUGGUGUUCCUGUUUGAUGGCUCAGGGAGUUUGCAGCAAGAUGAAUUUCAGAAAAUUGUGGACUUCAUGAAGGAUGUGAUGAGGAAACUCAGCAACUCUUCCUACCAGUUUGCUGCCGUUCAGUUUUCCACAGAUUACCAUACAGAAUUUAAUUUCUUGGAUUAUGUGAGACUAAAGGACCCUGAUGUUUUAUUAGGCAAUGUGAAACACAUGCUCAAGUUGACCAACACCUUUGGUGCCAUCAACUAUGUCGCGACACAGGUGUUCCAGAAAGAGCAGGGGGCCCGUCCAGAUGCCACCAAAGUGCUCAUCAUCAUCACCGAUGGGGAGGCUACUGACUUUGCCAACAUUGACAAGGCCAAAGACAUCAUCCGCUAUGUCAUUGGGAUUGGAAAGCACUUCCAGACCAAGAGAACUCAGGAGACCCUCCAUAAAUUUGCCUCAAACCCCACAAAGGAGUUUGUAAAGAUUCUGAACACAUUUGAGAAGCUCAAAGAUCUAUUUACUGAGCUGCAAAAGAAGAUCUAUGACAUCGAGGGCACAAACCAGCAGGACCUGACAUCCUUCAACAUGGAGCUGUCCUCCAGUGGGAUCAGCGCAGACCUCAGCAAGGGCCAUGCAGUUGUGGGGGCAGUUGGAGCCAAGGACUGGGCUGGAGGCUUUCUAGACCUGAAGGCUGACUUGCAGGAUGACAUAUUUGUUGGAAAUGAACCAUUGACACCAGAAGUGAGAGCAGGAUAUUUGGGUUACACUGUGACCUGGCUGCCCUCCCGGGGGCCCACAUCACUGCUGGCUGCUGGAGCCCCUCGAUAUCAGCAUGUGGGGCGAGUACUACUGUUUCAAGAAUCAAAGGACAGAGGACACUGGAGCCAGGUGCAGAAAAUAAAUGGGACCCAGAUUGGCUCUUAUUUUGGUGGGGAGCUAUGUGGCAUUGACAUGAACCAAGAUGGGGAGACAGAGUUGCUGCUGAUUGGAGCCCCCCUGUUCUAUGGGGAGCAGAGAGGUGGCCGGGUGUUUAUCUACCAGAAAAAAAAGCUGGAGUUUGAAAUGGUCUCAGAACUUCAGGGAGAUCCUGGUUACCCGCUUGGGCAGUUUGGAGCCACCAUUGCUGCCUUGACCGACAUUAAUGGGGAUGGGCUGAUGGAUGUGGCUGUGGGAGCCCCUCUGGAGGAGCAGGGGGCUGUUUACAUCUUCAAUGGGAGGAACAGUGGACUCAGCUCCCAGCCGAGUCAGCGUAUAGCAGGGUCCCAGAUGUUCUCAGGAAUUCGUUGGUUUGGACGCUCCAUUCAUGGGGUGAAGGACCUUGGAGGGGAUGGCCUGGCAGAUGUGGCUGUGGGGGCUGAGGGCCAGGUGAUUGUGCUGCGCUCCCGGCCUGUGGUAGACGUUAUCACUGUGAUAUCCUUCUCCCCGGCGGAGAUCCCAGUGCACGAAGUGGAGUGCUCCUACUCAGCCAGUCACAAGAAGAAGGAAGGUGUCAACAUCACAGUCUGCUUUCAGCUCAAGUCUCUCAUUCCCAAGUUCCAGGGUCCCCUGGUUGCCAAUCUCACCUACAUUCUGCAGCUCGAUGGCCACAGGACCAGGAGCCGGGGUUUGUUCCCAGGAGGGAAACCUGAACUCACUGGGAACACAUUGGUUACCCCAGCCAAGUCCUGCAUGGACUUCUGGUUUCACUUCCCGGUGUGCAUUCAAGACCUUAUCUCCCCCAUCAAUGUCUCCCUGAAUUUCUCUCUUUGGGAAGAAGAAGGGACACAGAGGAAUCAAAGUGUGCAGGACAAGGACUUGCAGCCCAUUCUGAGACCCACCCCACACUCUGAGACCAAGGAGAUCCCUUUUGAGAAAAACUGCGGGGAGGACAAGAAGUGUGAGGCUAACCUGGAGCUGUCCUCUGCUGACAGACCCACAGUCCUGCGUCUGACGCCGUCUGCCAGUCUGACUGUGGGGUGGACACUGAAUAACUCGGGAGAAGAUGCUUACUGGGUCCAGCUGAACCUGAGCUUCCCCAGGGGACUCUCCUUCCGGAAGGUGAAGGUGCUCAAGCCGCACAGCCAGAUGCCUGUGAGUUGUGAGGAGCUUCCCGAGGAAUCCAGACUCCUGACCAGGACCCUUUUGUGCAACGUGAGCUCUCCCAUCUUCAAAGCAGGCAGCUCGGUUGGUAUCCAGGUGAUGUUUAAUACGCUGCUGAACAGCUCCUGGGAGGACUUUGUCGAGCUGCAUGCCACUGUAAACUGUGAGAAUGAGGACCCGCUCCUCCUGGAGGACAACUCGGCCACCACCAGCAUCCCUGUCCUGUACCCCGUCAACGUGCUCAUCAAGGACCAGGAAAACUCCACACUGUAUGUCAGUUUCACCCCCAAAGGUCCCAAGAUUCACCAAGUCAAGCACAUCUACCAGGUGAGGAUCCAGCCUUCUGUUCAUGAUCACAACAUGCCAACCCUAGAGGCCUUGGUUGGAGUGCCACAGCCUCACAGCGAGGGGCCCAUCACACACCAGUGGCACGUGCAGAUGGAUCCUCCUGUCUCCUGCCAUCGUGAGGAACUGAGAAAGUUGCCCAGUGCAGCUGAGCCUUGUCUCCCAGGAGUCCAGUUCCACUGCCCAUUUGUCUUCAGUCAGGAGAUCCUCGUCCAUGUUACCGGGACCGUGGAGCUGGUGGGCGAGAUUGAGGCCUCUACCACGUUCAGCCUCUGCAGCUCGCUCUCCAUCUCCUUCAAUAGCAGCAAGCACUUCCACCUGUAUGGCAGCAAUGCCUCCAUGGCCCAGGUAUCUACCCACUUAGAAGUCCCAGGAACAGGCAGCAGAGGGCUUUCAGGCCAGGUCCUUAUGAAGGUCGACGUGGUUUACGAAAAGGAGAUGCUCUAUCUGUAUGUGCUGAGUGGCAUUGGAGGGCUGCUACUACUGCUACUAAUUUUCGCAGCGUUAUACAAGGUUGGAUUCUUCAAACGGAACCUGAAGGAGAAGAUGGAAGCUGAUGGAAAUGUUCCAAAUGGAAUCGCUGGAGAAGACUCUGGAGAAGCAUCUCAGGAAAAGUCCAUGGAUCUGGAUUGUUUAGAGCCCCUCCAGGGAGAGGAGGCCCAGGAUGGAGGUGACAAGGACUGAGGUCCAGGCUUGAUGCACAGAGGACCCAGAACUGGACUUAAGAUGCCUGGGGCUAGUCAGCCUCUGCCUGCAUUGCAGGCCUCAGUUUCCUGGUUUUGAGCAUGGAUCUCAUUCCCGCCUGUCUCUUCUGCAGAUUCACGGUGAGAAUCUACAGAGGUGAGGCCUUGUGGUCCUCAGAUGGUCCUGGCUCCCACCAGCCUGUCUUAGUUUUCUCCCCUGGAAGAGAAUAUCUAAUUUAAAUUGAAAUUUAAAUUUGAACCGCAGUCUCAGAACCUAGUGAUACUCUGGCCUUCUCCUUUGCCCUUGAAUGUCCAGAGGCCUCGGAUUCCCAGAACUUGCCCCUAUACUCUCUCCUUCUAGUGUUAGUCCCCCCCCCCAUUCUGUUGCCAGAGAACAAAUGUGAUCCGUGUAACUGCAUUGCUAUAGCAAAUGUCAAAGACCACCUUCCUUAAGAAGACUUUCAAGAUCUUGCAGAAUUGGGUCCCUACAGUUCUGGAGAUGUCCUACCUCCCUUUCUAGGGCUUUCUAGGCUUCUGUUAUUCCAGCCUUUCUUGGCUGCCAAACUCCUUCCUCUCUUGCUGCAUCUGCCCAGACAGCCCCCUGUGCCUGGAACAUUCCUACCCUUCAGAUCUCUGCCUACUUGUCAUUUCCUCAAGGCAGCCCCCAUCCUGGCUCAAUCCAGCUCUACAUUGUCCACACUUACACCGGUCUGAACCUGUUCCUUGUCCCCCAGGUUGUAUGUGUUCACUGCUUAAUGAUUUAUUUAAUUUCAAUCUCUCAAAUAGUGAACUCCAUGAAUGUAAGGAGUGCGUAACUGUCCCCAUUCACCUUAGAAUCACUGAUGCUAUCUCAGGGUAGGGCACACAGCAGGUGUUUGUCACAAUUUCAUUAAAUUCAUGAUGGAACCUAUGGAAAGAUACAGAAAAUGUUUGGACAGGCCCUUGGGAACCCUGUCAAGGCUCAGCCUUCACAGGUUCUGCCCCUCUCCUGGUUCCACAGUGCCUGCUCAGAGGAAAGCCAAGCUCAAAAUGGAAUGGGUUCCACUGGUGUCUUGCCACCAAGCACAGUGCCUGUACAUAUUUGCCCAGUAAAUGUGAGAUUAGGUCCAGUUUUGUCAUGUUUUUGUGCUGGUGCAACAUUCCGGACUGGUUCAAUUAGAUAAACAUUCCCCUUUCAACCUAAGAGGUUGCAGUUCUCCCUAAGAGGAACCAAAAUGGUCAGCUCUGCCUCUUCCUUCUCUGUGACUCUCUCCUUCUCUCUCUCUCUCUCUCUCUCCCCUUCCCUCCUUCUUAUCCUCCCUCUUUUUUUCUUUUACCAUGGUGACCCUUAGAUACUGAUCUGUGCCUGACCUUGUAGGUUUUAUUAAAAA